AUGGGUUCUGGUUCCUCCACUGCCAGCAGCGAGGUUGCAGGACCAGCCCAACUCGAGGACAAGUACUACCCGGCCUGGAUCAAGGAGGCGGAGAACCUGAAGGACCUCACAGGCCAAGUGGCGCUCAUCACCGGGGUCUCCACCUCCUCCGGGCUCGGCUUCUUCGUGGCCAAGGCCCUCGCCUCCAAGGGCGCGCAGUGCGUGCUCACGGUGCGGAACCCCGAGAAGGGCCAAGGCGUGAAGGACGAGCUGGAGGCCAAGCUGAAAGAGGAGGGCAUCACCGCCAAGCCGGUCGUCGUCAUGAAGAUGGACAACUGCGACUUCGCGAGCGUGCGCAGCUUCACUGACGAGUUCCAGAAGCAGUUCGAUCGCCUGGACAUCGUGGUGAACAAUGCCGGAGUCAUGGGUCUGGACGCGCAGAUGACCAAGGAUGGUUUCGACAUCCAGAUCCAGACGAAUCACCUGAGCCACUUCCUGAUGACAGCUCGGCUAUGGCCCUUGAUGAAGGCCACGGCGGAGAAGUACGGCUCCGCGGCCAUCUCGCAGGUCUCCUCCGGCGCGGGGGAGAAGGGCGGCCCCACGAUUGACACCGCGAACUUGAACAACCCGCAUCCAUCCCAUGGACUGCUGCUAUACGCGGCCCCCUAUGUCCUGGGAGGCACCACGGCGCACUGGGCCCGCUACGGUCAGAGCAAGCUGGCGAACGUGGUCUUCGCGCAGGAGCUGCAGCGCCGCAUCGCAGCCAAGGACCUCAAGAUCAAGUCCACGUCCGCCCACCCGGGCCUGGCGGCCACGAAUCUGCAGAUCACCACCCAGAAGGGCGGCGGCAUGAAGGAUGGCGCGGGGUUCCAGAAGGGGGGCCAGAGCUGCGCCGACGGGUCGUUGCCCUUGAUCAUGUCCGUGGCCCACCCCGCGGCCGUUGGUGGGGGCUACUACGGCCCGGCAGCGGGCCGCACCGGGCCUCCCAAGGAGGUGAAGAAUGCGAACAGCCUGGCCUACGACGAGAAGCUGGGAAAAGACUUGUGGGAGGCGUCCGAGAAGGCGGUGGGCGAGAAGUUUGAGGCUGCUACCAUGGGAGGAGAAGGUGGGUUCAAGGGCGGCUUCGGCGACAAGGGCAAAGGAAAAGGCAAGGGAAAGAAGGGAAAGGGCAAGGGAAAGGGCAAGGGCAAGCAGGAGGAGAAGCAAUGGGUGCCCAUGACCAAGCUGGGACGCUUGGUGAACGAUGGCAAGAUCACGAGCUUGGAGGACAUCUACCUGCACUCCCUGCCCAUUAAGGAACCUGAGAUCAUCGACCACUUCUACCCUCCUGGCUCCUUGAAGGAUGAGGUGCUUAAGAUCCACCCGGUGCAGAAGAUGACUUCUGCUGGUCAGACCAAUCGCUUUGUGUGCUACGUCCUGGUUGGUGACACGAACGGUCACAUCGGCCUGGGCUCCAAGUGCGCCAAGGAGGUUGCGACAGCCAUUCGGGGUGGCAUUAUUGCCGCAAAGCUCAAUCUGAUUCCGGUGCGUCGUGGUUUCUGGGGCAACAGGAUCGGCCUGCCUCACACCGUGCCGAUGAAGGUGCAUGGCAAGUGCGGCUCUGUGAGAGCGCGCCUCAUCCCAGCUCCUCGUGGUUCCGGCAUUGUCGGCUCUCCUGUCAUGAAGAAGAUGAUGGCCUUCGCCGGCAUUGCGGAUUGCUUCACCUGCUCCUGUGGCCACACCCGCACCACCGCCAACUUUGCCAAGGCCACGUUCGAGGCGCUGAAGGCCACGUAUGGAUACCUCACCCCAGACCUGUGGCGACCCACGCAGCAUGUGAAGCCACCUUUCCAGGAGUGGUCGGACCACCUGGCGCAGACCAAGCAGGUGUCAGCUAUGGGAGGAGAAGGUGGGUUCAAGGGCGGCUUCGGCGACAAGGGCAAAGGAAAAGGCAAGGGAAAGAAGGGAAAGGGCAAGGGAAAGGGCAAGGGCAAGCAGGAGGAGAAGCAAUGGGUGCCCAUGACCAAGCUGGGACGCUUGGUGAACGAUGGCAAGAUCACGAGCUUGGAGGACAUCUACCUGCACUCCCUGCCCAUUAAGGAACCUGAGAUCAUCGACCACUUCUACCCUCCUGGCUCCUUGAAGGAUGAGGUGCUUAAGAUCCACCCGGUGCAGAAGAUGACUUCUGCUGGUCAGACCAAUCGCUUUGUGUGCUACGUCCUGGUUGGUGACACGAACGGUCACAUCGGCCUGGGCUCCAAGUGCGCCAAGGAGGUUGCGACAGCCAUUCGGGGUGGCAUCAUUGCCGCAAAGCUCAAUCUGAUUCCGGUGCGUCGUGGUUUCUGGGGCAACAGGAUCGGCCUGCCUCACACCGUGCCGAUGAAGGUGCAUGGCAAGUGCGGCUCUGUGAGAGCGCGCCUCAUCCCAGCUCCUCGUGGUUCCGGCAUUGUCGGCUCUCCUGUCAUGAAGAAGAUGAUGGCCUUCGCCGGCAUUGCGGAUUGCUUCACCUGCUCCUGUGGCCACACCCGCACCACCGCCAACUUUGCCAAGGCCACGUUCGAGGCGCUGAAGGCCACCUAUGGAUACCUCACCCCAGACCUGUGGCGACCCACGCAGCAUGUGAAGCCACCUUUCCAGGAGUGGUCGGACCACCUGGCACAGACCAAGCAGCCGUGGGCUCCGAAGCGCGCGCGGCGAGUGCGGGCCUUCGGCGCCACGGAAGGUUUACCCAAUCCAAAGAUCCAUGCAAAGGCCGACCCGGCCCUCAUGCUGCUGAGGCAGCGUGCUCCUCGCGCAGCGACUGCCAAGGCCCAUGGCACGGCACGGCAUUUGCUGGGCCUGCUGCUCGUCCUUCAGCUCCAUGGGGCCGGCGCGGCGGAUAGGAACCACCGGCUGAUGCGCAAGAGCGACAGCGAGGCCUUGAAGCUCCAGGUCCUGGCCAAUGGCAGCAUCGAAGCCAUGCGGCAGCCGGUCGUGAUGAGCCCGUCCAUGUCCACUGGCGGAAUGUCCAUGGGCAAUGGUAUGAUGGGCAAUGGCAUGAUGGGCAAUGGCAUGACGGGCAAUGGUAUGAUGGGCGGCGGCGUGCAGGUGGUGGAGGCUACCACCACGGCGGCCACCACCACUGCCGCCACCACUGCGGCCACGACCGCUGCGGCCACGACCGCUGCGGCCACCACGGCCGCGGCGACGACCGUGGCAGCGACGACUGCGGAAGUGGAAGAAACGACCCAAGAGGAGGAGGAGGAGGAGCCGAAGCAUGCCAACCACAGCUCAAAUGCCUCGAAGGCGAAGGAGCACAUGGUAGUUGCCGCCGCCGCGCCGCCCGCGGAAGAUGAGGCUGAGGUCAUAGGAAACAAGGAGGCGGAAAGUGACAAGAGCAGCAUGAUGUGGAUGGUGGGCACAUUUCUGUUCCUGAUGAUCGUGGUGUGCUGCGUCGUCUCAUUCAUGAGAUGGAGGGACGGCGGGGCCAAGAAGGCCAGUGCAGGUCGGCGGGCCUCCACGGACGAGCGCAGGAAAUCCUUGGACUCACAGACGCUGAAUCGCAGCUACAAGAAGAACCUGAGAUCGUCCAAGCUGGAGCCUCCAGAGGCCGGGGAGAAGGAAGCCAAGGGCCAGGGCCACAGCGAGUCGAAGCGAAGUCUUUGGCCCGGGUCAAACUGCAUGUUCCGCCUGACGGUGAACUGGGACAUUUACCCGGCAGCCGACUCAAAUGGGGCAGAUCAAAUCUUGAUCGACCCCACAGAGGACAAGAUCGCCUGCCGGCCGACCGACCAGGCUCGGGGCCUGGCGCUCAGAAUGGACGGCUCGGGGGUUUUGGAGACGGACGGCGACGCCCCGCGGCGCUCUUCCUACCGCGAGAGGAGAAGCAAGUCGCAGUCGGCGGAGCGCAGCAGCCCUUCGGAAGGUGAAGCAAGAGGCUCCGUCAAGGGCUCGCCCCAGGCCCGCAGACCUGCAGAGGGGUCGCCCGCCGCCAGCCCGGAGCCAGGCGCCGAGGCGCACGGCUCCAAGGGGCCGCGGGCCUCCUCCUACCGAGCGCGGCGGGAGGCCAGCCGCAGCCGCGACGUGGAGCCCAAGGCGAAGGCCAAGGCGCGCCCAGCCGCGGGCCUCUCGGGAACUUCCGCCGAUGCGCAGGCCGAAGACCUCGACUUCUGA
Molecule: messenger RNA, 4110 nt
Organism: Effrenium voratum
Lineage: Eukaryota; Dinophyceae; Suessiales; Symbiodiniaceae
Source: the annotation of a GenBank genome assembly